This is a messenger RNA of Hordeum vulgare subsp. vulgare (domesticated barley), 1991 nucleotides long. Its product is annotated as two-component response regulator ORR26-like. Gene Ontology annotation, biological process: phosphorelay signal transduction system; cytokinin-activated signaling pathway. Gene Ontology annotation, molecular function: DNA binding; DNA-binding transcription factor activity. The transcript is spliced from 5 exons. The record is from RefSeq and is a predicted model, not a curated record. Lineage: Eukaryota; Viridiplantae; Streptophyta; Magnoliopsida; Poales; Poaceae. The coding region runs from base 20 to 1783 and encodes 587 amino acids.
GGCGCGGCCCGGCGCGGCCAUGGCCAUGGCCGACGCGUCCGCCUUCCCCUACGGGCUGCGCGUCCUCGUCGUCGACGACGACCCCACCUGGCUCAAGAUACUCGAGAAGAUGCUCCGCAAGUGCUCCUACGAAGUCACCACAUGCGGCCUAGCUAGAGUUGCUCUCGAAAUUCUACGGGAGAGGAAAAACAGGUUUGACAUUGUGAUUAGUGAUGUCAACAUGCCAGACAUGGAUGGCUUCAAGCUUCUUGAACACAUUGGACUUGAGAUGGAUCUGCCUGUUAUAAUGAUGUCCAUUGAUGGAGAAACAAGUAGGGUGAUGAAAGGCGUCCAGCAUGGUGCCUGCGAUUACCUUCUUAAGCCCGUUCGGAUGAAGGAACUCCGGAACAUUUGGCAACAUGUAUACAGGAAGAAAAUGCAUGAGGUUAAAGAGAUUGAAGGUCAUGAUAGCUGUGAUGAUCUCCAGAUACUCAGAUACGGUUUCGAGGGAUUUGAUGAGAAGGGCCUAUUUAUGACAGUUGAUUCCGAUCCCACGAGGAAAAGAAAAGACGUGGACCAUGGAGAUCAGGACUCUAGUGACGGUGCUACUGCUAAAAAGGCUCGAGUAGUCUGGUCUGUUGAUCUGCAUCAGAAGUUUGUAAAUGCUGUGAACCAAAUUGGAUUUGACAAAGUUGGACCGAAGAAAAUAUUGGACCUGAUGAACGUUCCGGGCUUAACAAGAGAGAACGUUGCUAGCCAUCUUCAGAAAUAUCGCCUCUACUUGGGUAGGCUGCAAAAGCAGAACGAGGAAAGGGCAUUGGGCUCUGCUAGGCAAGAUUUCAGCACUAAGGGACCAUCAUCAGAGAACCUUAACCUCAGAAGCUCCUUCCAAGAGCAACCAAGCACCAUUUCCAGUGGAUAUCCGCAUGCUCCCCAGAAGAUGCAAGGUCAGAGCAGUGUGUCAGAUUCUCAGUUAGAAGACACCAAGCGCACGGUCCCCUUACCGGCGUCAGAUAGGAGCAUAAACUCUGUAAGUUCAGCUGCCGAACCUCAGAAUGUCGCUGGUGUUUCACCAAUGGGCGGGGUGCUGUCGUUCAAAGGUUUGCCAGUGAAUCAGGACAGGAAGCCAUCAGAAACCAUGAUCCUGGAAUGCCAGGCCUGGAACGGAGGAGUGCCAGCAAAGCAGUUCAUGCAAUACCCAAAGCACAACCAUGCACGCUGUGACUUGUUAGGGGAUUAUGCAUGCCUACCAAAGCCAGACUUAGAGCACCCCACUGCCCCUGGUCAUUUGUUUACACCACCGUCGCUAAUCUCAAUAAUGAGUUGCAGUACGGAGAUGGACGCCAGAAACUUCUCGGACGUGAAGCCAGCCCUUCUCGACUGCAUCAAGUCCUUCUCCCCGGCGUUGACAUGUACAGCUGAUUCGGUUUCUGUUCAGCUCAGCGACAGUGUUGUGACCUCAACCGAUGCUGCUGACCGGAGGUUUUCCAGUGUGCAAGGUUUGCCUAGCACUAAAGAUUGUUACUUUGACCAGACAAGCAACCAAGGCUCCUGGCUUCGUUCGCAAGAGGAGCCAAGCGUCAUAUGCGGGGCGGAUUUUGCUUCUCUGCCCGAGGAUCUCUCCGGCUACUCACUCCAAGGAGGUGUCUCCUCUGAGAAUGUAGGGCUGGGCAGCAUUGAUUUGUUUCACUACAACGACGCGAUGAUACUGUCUGGGCUACAGAGUAACUGGUACGACGAUCAAGACCACUUCAGCAGCGAAACGACGGACUACCCGUUGAUGGAUGGGUGCCUCUUUGCGUAAUCCCCACCUUCUGUUCGGCCAUGCCGUUUUGCGAGGAGAGGAUGGUGCUCUUUGGUAUGUCUCCAUAUGGCACCUCUUGUAGGGCUGCAGUGUUCUAACUUGGUCCUUUGGUGGAAGGAUCUAAUUGUAGUAACUCCACUUUUGAUAAAACUGUCUGUAUUAUAGACCGUGGCCAUGCUAUAAAUCUAUAAAUACUCUUUGACGAUCA